Molecule: messenger RNA, 1605 nt
Organism: Capsella rubella
Lineage: Eukaryota; Viridiplantae; Streptophyta; Magnoliopsida; Brassicales; Brassicaceae
Product: serine/threonine-protein kinase HT1
Exons: 6
Coding region: 405-1454 (349 amino acids)
Biological process (GO): protein phosphorylation
Molecular function (GO): protein kinase activity; ATP binding
Source: RefSeq, a predicted model, not a curated record
UUUGUAAAGAUUCUUCUCUUAUCCAUUGAGAGUUCUCUCAAUUUAUUUUCUAUUUAAUAUAUAAUCUAUAUUUAUAUAAACACUUAUAUAUUAGUUGGGGGAGAGCUUGCCUGGUGUCGCCUUCUUCUCUCUCUAAGACUUGUGCUUAAUUUACGGACAUGUGAGGAUACUUGCUUUUGCCUCAUCAAAGGCCAUGUUAGCUAUCUUUACUUAUCUCUUCUCUUCUUUGCCGUGUGAGCUCUCAAAUCUUCAGAGAUACAAAUCAAGAAAGUGGUAAACCACAAAAGAAAGGACAAGUCUUUUUGGUAUAUCAGAUUAGAGAGAGAGAGAGAGAUCAGGAAAAAAUGUGGUUGCUUUGUGUCCUGAUUCAAGGUUGGAUGAAGUAAUCUGUGUGAUUGUGGUAAAUGCUUGCAAUGGAUUCUUUAACUGGAUACAGAAUGGAACCCAAAUGGCAAAUUGAUCCUCAGCUUCUCUUUGUUGGACCAAAGAUUGGAGAAGGUGCUCAUGCCAAAGUCUAUGAGGGAAAAUACAAGAAUCAGACAGUUGCUAUAAAGAUAGUUCACAGAGGAGAAACACCAGAAGAGAUUGCAAAGAGGGAUUCAAGAUUCCUAAGAGAAGUAGAAAUGCUCUCACGAGUUCAACACAAGAAUUUGGUCAAGUUCAUUGGUGCUUGCAAGGAGCCUGUAAUGGUGAUAGUUACGGAACUUCUUCAAGGCGGUACACUGCGUAAAUAUCUGUUAAACUUGAGACCCGCAUGUUUGGAGACCCGUGUGGCCAUCGGUUUUGCGCUUGAUAUUGCUCGUGGCAUGGAAUGCUUGCAUUCCCAUGGGAUCAUUCACCGUGAUCUCAAACCUGAGAACUUGCUUUUAACUGCAGACCACAAAACAGUAAAGCUAGCAGACUUUGGAUUAGCAAGAGAAGAGUCACUAACUGAGAUGAUGACAGCUGAGACAGGAACAUACCGAUGGAUGGCACCUGAGUUGUACAGCACGGUAACACUUCGAUUGGGAGAGAAGAAGCAUUACAACCAUAAAGUCGAUGCUUAUAGCUUUGCAAUCGUUCUCUGGGAGCUGUUACACAACAAAUUGCCUUUUGAGGGAAUGUCGAAUCUCCAAGCAGCAUAUGCAGCAGCCUUCAAAAAUGUGAGGCCAAGUGCGGAGAGCUUACCAGAGGAGUUAGGCGACAUUGUAACAUCAUGUUGGAAUGAGGAUCCGAAUGCUCGGCCCAACUUCACACAUAUCAUUGAGUUACUACUUAACUAUCUCUCCAAGGUUGGAUCUCCUAUAUCCGCGAUUCCACAACGGAUUCUUGCUUCAAAGAACACACUAUUGCCACCGGAUUCUCCUGGAACUAGCUCUUUGAUGGCUAAGCUUGAUGAAUGUGGGGAAACUCCAAAGGCCAAAAGUGAAGACAAACGAAAAGGAUUGUUCUUCUGCUUCAAUCAAUGUUAUUAACCUUCUAUCACAGAGUGGUUUUAGGACCAAAGAUUUGGUAGACAUCACUCAAAAUUGUUGAUGUAAUAACGUCUUCCCCAUCACAGAUAAACUCUAUAUGAAUUUAGCAAAAAAGUUCAUUUUAUAUAAAUAAAUAGUUAUGUAAUUGUAA